This is a messenger RNA of Annulohypoxylon maeteangense, 912 nucleotides long. RefSeq lists its product as uncharacterized. Lineage: Eukaryota; Fungi; Ascomycota; Sordariomycetes; Xylariales; Hypoxylaceae. The record is from RefSeq and is a predicted model, not a curated record. The transcript has 3 exons. Bases 1 to 912 code for a protein of 303 amino acids.
AUGCCCCUAAGCAAAGAGGAAGCCGAGGCACGCCUCACGGCUCGAAAGCCGAUACCGAAGCCGAAACCGGCCUAUCUUCCCGUAUCUGGAUCGCCAUUGACGGUUGACAAGGAUUUGUAUGCUUCAAUUGCGACGGCCCCGCGAGUUCCCAUCGAAGAGUUCGUCAUCCCAAUUAGAUCUGGGAGAGCCUGGAAGGCACCCGCCGGGUCUAUCGUCCGGAUUAGCACUCCCGAGGGCCCGCAAGUAGGUGACCUGAAUAUCUGGAAUGCGCAUAACCCGCGCGAGAGGUUCUGGGCGUCGCGCACGAAGCAACUAUAUGCAUCCCACGUUUCGACGUACGACAAGCUGUGGUCGUGCCUCCCUUUCAUGCGCCCCCUCGUGACUAUCGUCGAUGAUAGCCUCUCGUGGUACGGCGUUGACGAGCACGGCGGCCGCGUUCAUGACUUGUUGGGGACCCGGUGCGAUGGAUAUAUAUCCAGCGUACUUGCAGACAAGGGAUACGACUUCCACUGCCACUCUAAUCUUACGCGAGCGGUUCUUCCUUUUGGUUUAAAUGAGAGUGACGUCCACGAUGUCAUUAAUUUGUUCCAGGUCACGGGGCUUGACGAGCAAGGCCGCUACUUUAUGAACCCGUGUCCAGCCCAGAAAGGAGAUUACAUCGAGUUCCUUGCCGAGCAGGAUGUAUUGAUGGCAUUAAGCACGUGUCCAGGCGGCGACUUAUCGCUAUGGGGGUUCGGAGCCGACAGCGAGAAGGAGAUGAUCAAAUGCUGCCGGCCACUCAAAGUCGAAGUCUUUAAGCUCGAGGACACAGACUUCCUACAGAGAAGUGGUUGGAAGCCUGCUGAGACUGCGCCAUACAAGGGAUUGCAUGGCAUGCUCGUGCCUGAGGGAGAACACGAGGCGGCUAAGUAA